This is a messenger RNA of Pseudocercospora fijiensis CIRAD86, 966 nucleotides long. RefSeq names its product glycosyltransferase family 8 protein. The transcript has a single exon. Gene Ontology annotation, molecular function: glycosyltransferase activity. Bases 1 to 966 code for a protein of 321 amino acids. The record is from RefSeq and is a predicted model, not a curated record. NCBI's taxonomy places the organism in Eukaryota, Fungi, Ascomycota, Dothideomycetes, Mycosphaerellales, Mycosphaerellaceae.
AUGGCUCGACAUGACUCCCUACUCAGCAACGGCGAAGAUAGCAGACCAAACCCUCGUGCAUACAUCACGCUCAUUACAAGAGCCAAUUACCUCGCUGGCGUCGUCAUGCUGGCUCAUACACUGCGAGAGCAGGGAUCAAAGUAUCCAUUGAUCGUGUUGUACACAGCUUCCCUGUCGGCGACUGCAGUCAAGGCUCUUGAACUCGAAGCUGAGCGGUCUGACUUGAUUCUCCGCAAGUGCGACUUGCUGAUACCACCAGCGCGCCAUCAGCUCAACGUCGCCGUCGACCGCUUCACCGACACCUGGACCAAGCUUCGUGUUUUCGAAGCAUUCAACGAAGGAUUUGAGACCUUGUGUUAUCUUGAUGCAGAUAUGAUGCUGUUUGGGAGCAUGGACGGCGUCUUCGAAGAUGCGGCAACGCUUCCACUCAACUUUGUUGCUGCUGUCCACGACUGCGUGUGCAGUCCCGAUAAGAUGCCAUGGACUCCGGCCAGCUACACCAAAGAGAAUUGCGCAUUGACCCGCCAGACUCAUCCGAAAGCUCUUCUCAAGUCACAGACGGUCAAGCCGGAAAGUAUCGAUACAUACCACUUGUUCAACAGCGGCAUGUUCGUAUUUCAUCCACGCAAGGAGCUCUGGAACGAUCUGCUUGACUUCUUCACGAUGACCGAUCUGCUCAGCUCGUUCAAAUUCCCCGACCAGGACUUCAUGGUACACUUCUUCCGCAAUCGAUGGAUGAGCCUCAGCUGGAAAUACAAUGCUGUCAAGACUAUGGCAUACCGCCACCAGAACAUCUGGCGCGAAGAAGGCAUUGUGUGCUUACACUACAUCGUCGACAAGCCUUGGGCGAAGCGCAUCGGUCAGGACGGAGUGGCGGGUUUCAAGAAGCAAGACGGAACGACGCAUGGCUGGUGGUGGAGCGCGUACGAGAACUGGGUAGGUGUCAAUGAGUGGAAAGCAAACUGA